AUGCGCGAGUUGGUGCACAUCCAGGGUGGCCAGUGCGGCAACCAGAUCGGGGCAAUACGGGGCCCAAAAGUAUACACCACCACCAAUUCCCUCAUCCCCUCCCUCUACCAGGAAACAGGAGAGCAAGAGGAGGGUAGAUGGGGGGGGAGGAAUCGACGUGGUGGUGUAUACUCUUGGGGCCCGCAGGCAAAGUUCUGGGAAGUAAUCUCUGAUGAACAUGGUAUAGAUCCUACAGGCACUUAUCAUGGAGAUUCCGACCUCCAGCUCGAGCGCAUCAACGUCUACUACAAUGAGGCCACAGGGGGCCGGUAUGUUCCGCGCGCCGUGCUGAUGGAUUUGGAGCCAGGCACCAUGGACAGCGUCCGUGCUGGACCUUUUGGCCAGCUUUUCCGUCCGGACAACUUCCGGUGGCGGAUUUGGUCAGACUGGCGCAGGUAA
This is a messenger RNA of Prorocentrum cordatum, 438 nucleotides long. Lineage: Eukaryota; Dinophyceae; Prorocentrales; Prorocentraceae. The record is from the annotation of a GenBank genome assembly.